AUGCCAGGCCGCCUCGAAAAAAAGAUCGCCGUUGUCACCGGCGCAUCCUCUGGCAUCGGCCGUGCCAUAUCUCUCGCCUUCGCCUCCCAUGGCGCGACAGUAAUCUGCUCCGACCUGCGCGAAGAAGCACGGAUUCCCGGGCCCUCGGGCGACGCCGACUCUUCCCAACCCAGCACUGUCUCCGCCAUAACAUCAUCCGGCGGGACCGCCAUCUUCGUGAAGUGCGACACGACCUCCGCCUCGGACGUGGAAGCGCUUGUCAAAAGCGCAGUGCAGAAAUACGGCCGCCUAGACAUCAUGGUCAACAACGCCGGCAUCGCCGUCGAAACAGGGUCAUCCCACGGCCCUCGCCCCGUGUGGGAAUACGACGAAUCCGCGUUCGAGAAGACGCUGGGCGUCAACGUCAAGGGCGUAUUCCUGGGCAUCAAGUACGCGGCCGCCGCAAUGAAAGACCAAGAUCCCCACCCCAACGGCGACCGCGGCUGGAUCGUCAACCUCGCCUCUGUGUUUGGACUGGGCGGCGGCCCGAACUCUUCGGGCUACAUCACGAGCAAGCACGCCGUCAUGGGGUUGACCAAGGCGAGCGCCUGGGACUGCGCGCCGCACCGUAUCCAUGUCAAUGCGCUGUGUCCUGGGUACACGCAGACGGCAUUUACGGCGCCGAUUUGGCAGGAUCCCGAGGCGACGCAGAGACUUGAAGCGAUGCAUCCGUUCAAGGGAUUGGGUACGCCCGAGGAUGUUGCGAGGGCGGCGGUGUUCUUGGCAAGUGAGGAUGCCGGUUGGGUUACUGGAGUGGGAUUGCCGGUUGAUGGGGGGUAUAGCAGUAUGUAA
This is a messenger RNA of Didymella exigua CBS 183.55, 831 nucleotides long. RefSeq names its product putative short chain type dehydrogenase. The transcript has a single exon. Lineage: Eukaryota; Fungi; Ascomycota; Dothideomycetes; Pleosporales; Didymellaceae. Bases 1 to 831 code for a protein of 276 amino acids. The record is from RefSeq and is a predicted model, not a curated record.